Messenger RNA from Pelobates cultripes (western spadefoot toad), 27694 nucleotides. The record is from the annotation of a GenBank genome assembly. Lineage: Eukaryota; Metazoa; Chordata; Amphibia; Anura; Pelobatidae.
AGGUUGCUGGGUUACAAGACGGUAUCAUUGCAUUAUAGUUUCCGUAGCAACCUGAAUACUAAAGCAUAUUCCCCUGCAGUAGGCAAAGGAGUUCACUGGCUGUUUUUGACUAUACCAGACAGAAAACGUGACUGCUUAUGGGCAAAGCUAUACCAUGGAAUGCAGAAGGUAAGGACUACUAAAGUUAUUAUUAUUAUUUUUUUUGCAUUUUUUAAAAUGUGUUUUUUUGGUUUUUUUUUAAAUGACAGUGUUUCAUGCUACACAGUGUGGUAGAACUGCAAGCAGAAAAUGUCUCGAGUAAUAGAAACACAAUUAGUCACAAAAAAGUCAGUUUGGGUUUGCAGUGCCCCUGUAACUGUGAGGGAGAGGCAACUAGUUUGUAAGAGUUAAUUACUGAAGUUUAAACCCAAAAGCCAUCUUUAGUGCUUAUUUCUGCUAUAAUUAAAGCACCUAGAUUUCCUAAAUUGCCCCUUUAGCUGCUUGCUAAACAAUACGUUUUGUCCAUAUAUUUUAUUUCAAUUGAACAACAGUAUAUGUCUUCAUGUUACAAAAAAAAGGGGACAUGGGCUAAUCCCCUCCAUGCUGCAAUAUUAUUAUUGUUAGUCCACUAAGAAAGCUACCCCUUCUUAAGGGACUUAUUCACUAAAUCAUUAAAUAAAAUAUUUAGGCUAGCAUAGCCAAGUUUGCAAUAAACCUGAUUUUGGGAAUAUUGCCUGCUUAGCUAUUUAGUUUAAAAUUGGGGAAUUUUAUAUUCCUUUCACCAAAAUUCUUUGUUUUGUGAAUAAACCCCAACAUGCACCACCAGGGUAAAUAAAAUAAGCUAACCAAAGCAGAUCUGUCAACUGAAAAGUUAUACAUUGGAAGUAAAAAUAUAUUUUUUUAAAUUACCCACUAUUUGGGUAAUGCACAAAAAUUAGAUAUAAUGUUAAUGCAAAGAGUUUAUUUAGCUGCACAACUCUUUCUGUAGCGAUUAUGAGAACCACUUGUGACCAAGAAGAGGCUCCACCAAUCAGAUACCUGUUUUUUAUUUUUUUUUUAUUUUUUUUUAACUGGUAACUAUACAAUUUGACAAUUGAGAUAUAAGGACAUGACAUGGAUAGCCUUUGCUAAUUUUUUGUUGGAGUUAUAGGAGAGUAAAUGAAGUGAGUAGCAUAAAUGCAUGGCUUAGAAAUCAGCAUUCCCCCCCCCCCCCAACACCUCUUCCCCCCUCUCCCCCCAACAGGUUACAAAUGGAUGGAUGGUUUACAUGAGUUUAUAGAAACAUAGAAACAUAGAAACAUAGAAUGUGACGGCAGAUAAGAACCAUUCGGCCCAUCUAGUCUGCCCAAUUUUCUAAAUACUUUCAUUAGUCCCUAGUCUUAUCUUAUAGUUAGGAUAGCCUUAUGCCUAUCCCACGCAUGCUUAAACUCCUUUACUGUGUUAACCUCUACCACUUCAGCUGGAAAGCUAUUCCAUGCAUCCACUACUCUCUCAGUAAAGUAAUACUUCCUGAUAUUAUUUUUAAACCUUUGUCCCUCUAAUUUAAGACUAUGUCCUCUUGUUGUGGUAGUUUUUCUUCUUUUAAAUAUAGUCUCCUCCUUUACUGUGUUGAUUCCCUUUAUAUAUUUAAAUGUUUCUAUCAUAUCCCCCCUGUCUCGUCUUUCCUCCAAGCUAUACAUGUUAAGAUCCUUUAACCUUUCCUGGUAAGUUUUAUCCCGCAAUCCAUGAACCAGUUUAGUAGCCCUUCUCUGAACCCUCUCUAAGGUAUCAAUAUCCUUCUGAAGAUACGGUCUCCAGUACUGAGUACAAUACUCCAAGUGAGGUCUCACCAGUGUUCUGUACAAUGGCAUGAGCACUUCCCUCUUUCUACUGCUAAUACCUCUCCCUAUACAACCAAGCAUUCUGCUAGCAUUUCCUGCUGCUCUAUUACAUUGUCUGCCUACCUUUAAGUCAUCAGAAAUAAUCACCCCUAAAUCCCUUUCCUCAUAUGUUGAGGUUAGGACUCUAUCAAAUAUUCUGUACUCUGCCCUUGGGUUUUUACAUCCAAGAUGCAUUAUCUCUCAUUAUCCACAUUAAAUGUCAGUUGCCACAAUUCGGACCAUUUUUCUAGUUUACCUAAAUCAUUUGUCAUUUGGCUUAUCCCUCCUGGAACAUCAACCCUGUUACAUAUCUUAGUAUCAUCAGCAAAAAGACAUACCUUACCAUCAAGACUUCUGCAAUAUCACUAAUAAAAAUAUUAAAGAGAAUGGGUCCAAGUACAGAUCCCUGAGGUACCCCACUGGUGACAAGUCCAAGCUUUGAAUAUAUUCCAUUAACUACAACCCUCUGUUGCCUGUCACUCAGCCACUACCUUACCCAUUCAACAAUAUUUGAAUCCAAACUUAAAGAUAGCAGUUUAUUGAUAAGCCUUCUAUGUGCAACAGUGUCAAAAGCCUUACUGAAAUCCAGGUAAGCAAUGUCUACUGCACCACCCUGAUCUAUAAUUUUAGUUACCCAAUCAAAAAAAAAAGAUUAGUUUGGCAUGAUCUCCCUGAAGUAAACCCAUGUUGUCUCUGAUCUUGAAAUCCAUGUGUUUUUAGAUGUUCAACAAUCCUAUCCUUUAACAUGGUUUCCAUCACUUUCCCCACUACUGAAGUAAGGCUUACUGGCCUAUAGUUGCCCGACUCCUCCCUAUUACCUUUCUUGUAAAUGGGCACAACAUUCGCUAACUUCCAAUCUUCUGGGACUACUCCUGUUAACAGAGUGACUUCUUGAUAAGUGUGAUCAACAGAAGUACUGCCGAGACACCAUGCUAGAAAUAGGUAGGUAUUUCUGAUAUUAGCCGACUCCCUCUAGGGGUUGAACACAGUCCCACCAUAGGUGCACCGGUAGUAGGCUCACUUUCCCAUUCGAGUAGUGGUGUGUGGUAACCGGGGGGCAGUCGGGCAAGCCCCGUAUGGUCAGCAGUGGUCCCAAGUCCCCUUCUUGAUUUGUGGUGCAAUCUCACCACGUGUCAUGAGUCUCUGUCGACACAUCACUUGGGCCCAAGCAUGGAAGGGGUCACUCUCCGUCGCAAGUCCACUCACUCUGCAUGUGGGGUCCCAUGCAUGCCUUGAGCUGUAACCAGAAGGAAUUGAAAAGCUUGUUGAGGUGUUGCAGGAUAUCAUAAGUACCUCCUCCUGCAUCGGGGGACCAUGGCGUCCGCAGAGUAAAGGAGCCUCUGGGGAGUAGACCAGGAUCACCCCCACUGGUCCAGAUGGGGGUAGGAACGGGGUGCUCACUUGCAGCUCAAGUGGGGCACAGGUUGGCUACUUCUCCACUCACCCACAUUUACUAGGCAGCCAAAUCAGCUCACAGCACUUCGUCAGCGUGGACACCCGAAGACAUCAGAACACGCGUAGGUUUCACCCCAAUCGGUCCAGGAGCCCUUCAUAGGCAGCUAGGAUCAUCAAUCAAAGUGUAAUCUGUAGUAAAGAAUAGUGUAAGUGCCAGAGCUCACACAUGUUGCGACUGUCCGGCUUGGCAGCCAGGCCCUGCCCCCAGACACCUGUAUUUUGCCUGAAUGCGGUCUGAUCUUAUGUUCCUUGUAAAAAGUCUGUGUGUCACUUGGAGGUGGUACAGCUGCAAAAUCCAGUGCCUAGUAAAAUACUUAUUUUCUAUACCUUUAAUGCUAUGGAUAUAACUGUACGAUUACUUUUUUUUUAAUGUUAUACCUAUGGCAGGGGUGCACCUUCAAUCCCAGAGGCCCCCAAAAAACUGAGUUCUAUAGUACAUAAUGUCCAAUAGUAUCAUUAUCAUUGUCCAAUAAGUUGUCACAAGUGCUUGUUUCAGAGCACAAAAAGCCCUUCGCCAGGGCAGAGAAUCACAGCAGAUAGGAAAUGAGAAAUUAAGAAUCACAGAUGAAAAGAUAAAAUUAAUUGACAGGAUCAGUUAAAACUGAUGGGAGCCGAAUCUAAACUGAUACUUGAAUAGUAGGAAAAACAUUUUCUGUACAUAGAGGAGAGCAGACUAGGAGCCUGAUGGACACAUUGGUGGUUAUGUUCUGAGAAUUUGCAUUGUGAAUGAGUAGGAGAAUGAUCUAGUAGAAGAGAUGGGAAAUCACAUGGAGGAUAAAAAAAAGGUAACCAACAGAAUGAAGGAACUGUUUUGAUAUAAGGAAGAAAACAAGAGAAGUUUAAAAGUGGAUCUCAUAUGGAAGGAGGCAGUUUAUGGAAAGUGAGUGUGUGUGUGUGUAUGUGUGUGUAUGUCAAAAAUGGAAGGGAGUAUGUGUGCUGAUGUAGAGAGUCGAGUAAAAUGAUACAUGAAGAGGACACUAAUUUGAUAUAGUGCAGGAAGGAUUGGGAAAACAAAUGGGAGAGGCAUGAACCUUUAUGGUAUACGUGGGAAGUGAAGUAACAAAGAGGGAAGGAGGAAGGACUAAUAAGAUAGUAAUAGACUAAAUAACAACUACUUUGGAAUUAUUAGUUCUGUUGCUUGAUUUCUGCAUAUCAUUUAGCAUUCAGGCUCGAAAAUAAGUGCCACCACUUGUCUGAAAACUCAUAUUAUAUAUAUGCAUUUAAUGUUUAUGUUAUACAAAAUAAAGUAAUUUUUCUGUUUGCCUAUUAUAUUUCAGAAAGAAAUCAAAGUAUGAAGUUUAAAUGAAAGAAACGUUUUUUGAGCAAUUACAGUUCUCUAAAGCUGAAAACAGAAAAAAAUGGAAAAUACUUAUUCUUCCAGUAACUUAUGAUAUAUUGUUCAAAGUAAAAUGAAAUUUCAAACUGUAAUAUAAACACAGGAACAAAUUAAAAAAAAAAAAAAAAACUGAGAAAAAAAAACAUUAAAAUAGUCUGGUGCGGGUUUACACUUUUAAUGUAUUCAAUGUCCAAAAGUGAAUGCCAGAGUGAGUGUGUAAAGUUAGCAAAUGCGCCAAGCAGUUUCUCAUUUAAACGUCAUCCAAGAACCAUUAGACCAGAAACGGCUAUCCUAGCUAAAAGAUCAACCUCACAAAAUAUGUCCCAGGGUCAGCAAAACAGACCGGUUAUUCCUCCAAGAAGGCUAGCAUUUAAAGUGUGCUACAUUUGUGGAAGAGAAUUUGGGUCAAAAUCUAUUGCUAUUCAUGAGCCCAAGUGUCUUGAGAAAUGGCAGACAGAAAAUGAAAACUUACCAAAGCAUUUGAGAAGACCAGUCCCAACUAAACCUCAGACUUCUACUGAUGGGGCAGACACCGAUGAUAAUGAAGCAGCCUGGCUUAGUUCCCAGGCACAACUUUUGCCCUGUGGGAACUGUGGUCGUACAUUCCUUCCGGAACGACUCAUUGUGCACCAAAAGGGUUGCAAGCCAAACAGUAAGAACUUGGGCUCCUUAAACUCCACAGCUAGCACGACAUUAACAAAUUCCAAAAUGAUGACAGAAUCUACAGCAACUAGUGAAUCUUACAAUGCCAAGAGCUCUCACAGCUCAAUGCCAAAAACCUUAAUUUGCUACAUAUGUGGAAGGGAGUUUGGCACUAAAUCUCUCCCUAUACACGAACCAAAAUGUCUUGAGAAAUGGAAAAUAGAGAAUGACAAGUUACCUAAAGGACAAAGGAGACCUAUGCCUCAGAAGCCUCAGCUUGAAACCUCUAGAGGAAGAAGCCAAAAAGAGCAAAAUGAAGCAGCGUGGCAGAGUUUUAAGGGCCAGCUAUUAGUAUGCUCUAAUUGUGGUCGGUCAUUUGCAAGUGACAGACUUGAGGUCCACCAGAGGAGCUGCAAGACUAAAGCCACAAGUUCAAAUAUCAAAAAUUUAAGUACAAAUAAACAAGCACAAAAUAAGGAAACCCUGGAAAACACGACAGAUAAGGUAAUAAUCAGAGAUAACUUCCUGGCUAUCUGUGAAUUAAUAGGCAUUCUACAAAUGAUCACUGACAUGUUACACAAACAAAUUCUUUAAUUUUUUCAAUAUACAUGGCCAUUUGAGUGGUAAUUUGCAAAGAAGUUUGUAGGGUAUUGAGUAAAGAAAAUUAAAUAUGUUUUUAUUUAAUUAAAUAUCCUGUGGUCUGGAACCAAUAGUUUUACAUUACUUCGUGUUUAAACAGAAAUAUUAACUGAGAGUUGUAUAAUGUUUUAAGAAAUCAUACCUGAGGCUUACAAAGUAACUGUGAUGGAAGCCAAGUUAGAGAAUUUUCAAAUUAGUUUUUUUGCCGUAAAAUUUUGCAUUCACUGGAAUCCAUUGUUUAGAAAGAAAAAGUCCAGAAUAAAUUAUUAUAAGAUAUAAGGUUUGGAUGCAAAAUUCAGAGACAACUUUAAAUUGAUAGCGUCUUUGCCUCCUUUGACCUAACAUUAGUGGUCCCAUGAAAGCAGUUGAGUCAGCAACCUUGAGAUUCAUGGCAGUCUAACAAAUCCUCCAGUGCCUCAAAACCUAUUUUUACCUGUUCCUCCCCUGGUAUUUACAUUAUUAUAUUGUCAUGCCUACAGUCAGUGCCAGAGUGGGAAUACAAAGCAGCCCUGGAAAAAAUGUAUGCCCUAUAAGUCAUUAUGCUACAAUUUGUGUGUGUGUGUAUGGAUGUAUGUAUGUAUAUAUAAGUCAUAUGUAUUUAUAUAUACCUUAUAUAUAUUACAUCAUAUAGUCAUUGUGCAACAUAUUGUGUGUUGUGUAUGUAUAUAUGUAUAUGUAUAUAUAAGUCAUAUGUGUAUAUAUAUAUGUAUAUGUUAUAUAUAUAUUACAUUUAUAAUUGUUAUGUUUCUUUUUUUAAUUCAAAAUAUUGGAAGGGGAAAAAAGUGAAAUUAUACAGUAACCAUAUUUAUUCAUGUAGGCAAAGACAAUUUCACUGGCCCUGAUACACAGGCUCACAGACAGACAAUCUCACUGGCACAUAUACGCUCCCUGACACAAAAGCACAAGCAACACAAGCUCACUGAUACACACAAAUAGGCUCACUGACAGGCAAUCUCACUAACACAAGAUCUCUGUCACACUGGCAAGCUUACUGGUAUACACACACACACACACUUAGUACAUAGAAACAGUCUGACACACAGAUACAAGCUUACUACAGACAAACUCACUGUCACACACACACACAUGCUCACUACAGAUAAGCUCACUAACACAGAUACAUUUGCUCACUGACACACACAUGUUCACUACAGACAAACUCACUGACAUAAAUUACAUGCAACUCAAAGAAACCAGAAACAAGUUCCAGGCCUUACAACUGCAACACACAGAAAGGUAAUAUAGAAAACUGAAGCUCCAAGAUUACACACAAAGAAACAGAGUGGGAAGACUUCUGAUAAGUAAGCUAUGAGCAAGGCAAGCAGAAAAGCACAAUUCCCUUUAUACAAGACAAGGACGGAUUGAAAUGUAUUAAUCCAGCCAAAACAGUGGAAGUGUUUAUCUUCUAUAGCUCUUUAUAUAAUAUCCACUCUGACUACAACACUUACUCUCCUGACCCGCAAGAACUUGAAAACUUUUUAAAGGCAGUUUUUGUCACAAAAAAAUAGUCAAAAGUCCGCCCAGUUUGAUCUCACAUUUAUGGAGAAAGAAAUUAAAAAAGCCAUUACACCCCUUCAAGCACACAAAGAGCUGCGUCAAGAUGGCCUCCUAAAUUUGUACUAUAAGUCAUUGGCCAAAAUGCUAGUUCCCCAUCUAACUAAUCUUUUAUAACUCAUUUCAGAAUACAGGAGUCAUUCCUUAAGACAUGUUAGAGGCUCAAAUAAUUACUAUACCCAAACCUGGCAAACCCUCCACAGCGUGCACCAACUUUAGGCCCAUAUCUCUGCUCAACACAGAUGAGAAACUGUAUGCCAAGAUACUAGCCUCUAGAUUAAAUACACUUGUAAUGAUAUGGCCCUGACUUCUCUGGCACUGAAGUGUACCAGUUCAGGCAUGCUAUCGUCCGUGGGUUUCUUUUACCUAACCUGCACCAUUAACUGCUGCACUAAAUGCUAGGACUCAGCUUUGGUAGCAUAUCCAUUGGCAAUGCAGAAUAUACUGCACUGGUAUAUGGUUACUAUAGAAUAUUCUAUCUAUCUAGUCCUCUGGAAAUACUCUAUGAGUAACUACUAUAUAGAGGACAAUAAAUAGCAAUAUACCUGUUAGACUUCAAGGAAGAGACAAACAAGCUUCUUCUUGGCAACUCAAAAGAGACCGUUUAUUGUAGAAACAUCCAGCUUACAUAGAUCACAGCAUACAGUAAAAAAAAAACAUUGCACAAACAUUUACACUAAUGGGAAUACAAAACUGGGCUGGGCAAACAGAACACAAAGGAAAGCUUUGGUUGCAAAGUCAUUUAUUACAAUAGUUAUUCCUCUCCUGUGCAAGUCCACCCUGAACAUAAUAGGUUAUCUUGCUCAGCCAGGAAGAUAUCUGGACCCACUCUCCCUUCAGAUAAAUACCUGAUUACAUUAACACCCUUUGCUGUAGUAAAUAACAUGUAAUUACAAGUAUAGACUUGCCGACUCCAACUUGGAGGUCACUUACAGUACAGAAUUUAAUUUAAUUAACCUACAAAUACAUUUUAAUCUAGCAAUAUAACACAUCACCUGGCUAUACUUUAUGCUUGCAUAGAGAGCUGCUGUCUGUACAUAGACACAAACACAGCUCUGUGCAUAAUACAGGCGCACUCAAUACAGAGAUAACUAUGUACAUUUUAAACAGUAUCUCAUAGCAUUCUUUCUGUUGGCCUGACAUAAUACCAUGAGGUGACACCAAAAUGGCUCUGCUAGCUUACAAGCUUUGUUCCACAAAGGCAAUAGUCAGAUAACACCAGAUGAGUUCUGGACCUCAUAGAAAUAAUACAAAGUACCCUUGUGACUCUAUAAAACAAAAAUGCCUUCAAGAUACUCAAAUGGCUAUACACGACCAAAGUCCUCAAAAAUAUGACUUUUCAUAGUCUUACCUAUAAGCUAUUCUAGCCUUAUACUCCUCUUACUAAACUCAGGUUUCCUAUCAGACCUCUUAGAGGUUACAAAUGAUACAAGACAAGGAUGUCCACUAUCUCUGCUUAUCUUUGCCCUAACCCUGGAGCCACUAGUGUAUAAAAUUAAAACAUAUCCUGAAAUAUCAUGUAUACCCACAUCUCUAAGCCCACAGAUAGUGUAUUUGCACAUGACAUUCCUACUAACUCUAUGAAAACCAUAUAAUAUGAGAUACAUCCAUACUCCUGAAGAAUCAAUCCCUGCGAUGUUGACAAUCCUGCAGGAGUAUGGACAUAUCUCAUUUGAAUACUACUACCAACUUUUACAUUCACAAUUUCAGUUUUGUCUUCCAUUGCUAAAAGUUUAAAUACACUUUGAGUUCUCAAAUAUUCACACUUUAGUGAAUAAUUCUGAAUGUGUAAGAUCCUGUUGAAUAAAGUAUUUAAACAUUAGGCAAAGUUGAAUUUAUUUAAAAAAUCCCUAGUGUAUGUGUACCAAAAUUCAGUUUUAAUAUAUAGUUACAUCAUUAUAUAGCUGAAACAAGAUAUGCAUUCAUUAAGUUCAGCCUUGCUCACAUUCGUUUUUGCUGUUGAUCCAAAAGAAUGCAAAAAAAAAUAAAGUUUGAAGUGCUUCCAAUUUUGUAACAAACUUGGGAAAAAUCUUUCUUGACCCUAGAAUAGAAGUCAGAUAUCUUCUUUGAUCAAAAAUCUAUUAUCCUAAUAAUAAAAAAUUAUAUUCCUGAAUAUUAUGUUUUUGCAAAUAUUUAUUAAAUUGCUGUUUAGACAUCUGUACAGACUCUGAUAAAAAAAAAAAAAACAUCUCUUCAGGCAGAGAAUUCCACAUCCUUAAUGACAUUCAAAAUGUACUAUUUGGAUAUUCUGAGGCCACCUGUUAGAAACUGCUUUAUAAACAAAUAGUACUCUGAGUGUGCUGAAUUCUCCUUUCUGAUAAGUGGUUAUGGUACAGUUAUUCUCAAUUGGAAUACACGGGGUGCCAGGGACUAUUAGACUAAUAAAAUUUGUUACUGUGUUGGUGAUAGAUUCAUCUAUUGUCAAGCUUAACUAAUUUCUCUAUAUUCUUUCUAUACAGGCAAAACUGUUGACACUGUGCACACGUCUUGUGUGAAAAUUCUACUACCUUCUUGAGGGAUGUCCUUUUCUUUCCUCACUUAUUCUGAACUCUUUCAAUCCCACCUAAUAAGCUUCCAGACUUAGCAUGGCUCUGCUCCUAACCUAGAAAUACCAGUAAUAGUUAUUUUCCUUGUUCAGGCUUCUUUAUAACUGCUGCUUUCUCCAAAUCCAAAGACUCUCUGGAUUUCUGAUCACAGCAAUGUAGAUCUGACCUCUUUUUUAUCUACAUGAUUUUAAAACAGCUAACACAUAAUACACCAAUUAUUCUAGCUCACGUCGUACCUUACCAUGCAUGCUAUCUGUAUAAGGACCUUUGAAGAAAUAAAAACUACACAAAUAUUUUAGACCAGUUUGUGUCGUAGUGACCAUAUUUAAAUCUGGGAAACACAUACAGACAUUCUGGUUCCUAAAGAGUUUUAUUGAUAGUAGCUCCAGUAUAUAUAUUAAAGGGACACUAUAGUCACCUGAACAACUUUAGCUUAAUGAAGCAGUUUUGGUGUAUAGAACAUGCCCCUGCAGCCUCACUACUCAAUCCUCUGCCAUUUAGGAGUUAAAUCCCUUUGUUUAUGAACCCUAGUCACACCUCCCUGCAUGUGACUUGCACAGCCUUCCAUAAACACUUCCUGUAAAGAGAGCCCUAUUUAGGCUUUCUUUAUUGCAAGUUCUGUUUAAUUAAGAUUUUCUUAUCCCCUGCUAUGUUAAUAGCUUGCUAGACCCUGCAAGAGCCUCCUGUAUGUGAUUAAAGUUCAAUUUAGAGAUUGAGAUACAAUUAUUUAAGGUAAAUUACAUCUGUUUGAAAGUGAAAUUAGUUUUUUUUUUUUUUCAUGCAGGUUCUGUCAAUCAUAACCAGGGGAGGUGUGGCUAGGGCUGCAUAAACAGAAACAAAGUGAUUUAACUCCUAAAUGACAGUGAAUUGAGCAGUGAAAUUGCAGGGGAAUGAUCUAUACACUAAAACUGCUUUAUUUAGUAAUUUAGGUGACUAUAGUGUUCCUUUAACCCCUUAAGGACACAUGACAUGUGUGACAUGUCACGAUUCCCUUUUAUUCCAGAAGUUUGGACCUUAAGGGGUUAAGGGUCGUAAAAUGCAGACCUGGAAUACUACUCUGAUAAAUUGCUAUUAGUCACUUUCAAGCAGAGACCUAUGGAAGUUGUAAUGAUAGCAGAUAUACCACAGAUAUAAACAUUGUCUCUCUCAACAAUGGACUCUUUUCUCCUUUAGCAUUUUGUUCCAGAGCCAAGACACUGCUUUUUGGGUAGCUCAAGCUUAUAAAUCUGUUCAUACAGCUAAAUUGUUCUUUCUUUUAUUUCUUAGCUCAUAGUCUAAUCCAGAAAAGGCUACAAAUUUUCAUAAACACAAGCACACACACUUUUCAUGCCAUUAACGGAAUAUUGGCAUGCAUUAUUGUUUUUUCCAUUACUUGAACUUGAAGUACAAAAAUGAGCUUAGUUUGAUUUAUGAUUAAGCACUUGUGCCUUUUGGUUCUUUAAACACCUUUUUAUAUUUUCCUUUUUGGUAGAUGUUUGUGUGGCAAACCUAGCCACUUUAGGUCAUAUUGCAGAACAUUUAAAGGUUGUCUGAAAUAGCUGUGUUAACCUGGUGUAAAAAUGUAUUUGUGUGUUUUAGAACAGAGAGCAUGCAUAGGCUAACAGCCGUGAAUAAAAUUGUCAGUUGACUCCUGGAGCCAUGAAUAAAAUUGUCAGUUGACUCCCUGAACUGUGUUUUGUCCAGUUACUGGGGGAUUUGGGAUAUUGCCUUCUCUUCCAGCGCUUUACUUUGGAUUACCUUCUAUACCAGCGGAGAUCUUGUGAUUUAAUUUUGCAGCUCCGCUACAAUUGGUGGCAAGCGACGGGAUCCAACCUUACAGCCGAAAAGCGGUAUUCGGGUAAUUGAAACUACCGAACAGGAAAGUGAAUGGCAAUUCGGAUACAACAAAGAACCGAACACAGAGGUGAAUGGAGACAGACUACACUGCACUGAAACGGGAGACGUUAAAGGAACUAUUGGAAGACAUGGGUAAUAUAGCCAGCAAUAAGCCAAAAGCUGUGCUGAUUGCUGAAUUGAUGGAGGGAGGGAGAGCUCGCAGCGUUACACCUCCACCAGCCAUGGAAGAAACCCCCUUCCAAAGGGAAAUGAGGACCAGGAUGGAAUUUUUACCCCAGUCAGUACCCCUGGAAAUACUGACAGUACUGAUGGCGGAUGUGCAGGAGUAUGUGAUGGCACACAGACCGCAGGAUGCUCCUCCCAGAGCAGAGUCUAUAACUGCUUCAGUCGUCAGCCAGGUAAAGCCUAAGAUCCCAUACCAUGCAUUUAAAAUGUUCUGUGAAGAGAAAGAUGAGAUUGAUGGGUAUCUACAAGACUUUGAGAGGCUAUGUGACUUGCAUGAUUUGGAGCAGGCAGUGUGGGUACCUUUACUGGCAGGCAAACUGUCAGGUCGGGUGACCGAAGCCUAUCGGGCUGUACCCAGGGAGGACAGUAAAGAUUAUGCCCGGGUAAAACAGGCUAUACUGGAAAGAUACGCCAUUACCCCAGAGGCAUACUGGCGCAAGUUUCGAGGGUUGCGCAAACCAGAGGAAGAUUCCCAUGCAGAGUGGGCCCACAAACUGGACCAAGCCUCCCAGGGGUGGAUACAAGCCAGUCAAGCAACCACCAUGGAGGAGUUACGGCAAUUGCUGCUGUUAGAACAGUUUUUCAAUGGCCUGUCCCCGGAGGCACAGGAAUGGGUGAGAGAUAGAAAACCCCUCACCCUAACAGAAGCUGCAAGACUAGCAGACCAGCACUAUGACGCCAGGAGGCAUCACUGUAACCUCAACCGAGGGUACCCUCGACCCACAGCUCAACCUCAUACAGCUACCCCUACUGUACCUACAGCAAACCCAUUCCGGCCAACCCCGGGGGGGCACACUCCACCAUUUAGGUAUAAUGGCAGAGUGAAUAUACAGUGCCAUACGUGCAAACAAUGGGGCCAGAUGGCGAGAGAGUGUACCCAGAACCGGAAACGCCAAGCAUGGAGCCAGGUAUGGCAGAAUCCAGCACCAAGAGCAGCCGCCCACCACUACCAAGCAGAGCCAGCAACCCAGGAGAUACUUUUUAAUCAGACCGAAGAGCCCCUGGGGAUACUACAUGAUGUGAUGUCGGUACAAGCCACAGACAACAGGCAACACCAUCGCCAGCAAGUAAUCCUGGAAGGGAAAGAGGUCCAAGGGCUCCGGGAUUCAGGAGCCACUCUGACUCUGGUAGCCCCUCAUUUGGUUCCAGACUCCGCACACACCGGCGGAUCUGUAGCAGUGCGAGUAGCAGGGGGAGCGGUAUACAGAUUACCCUCCGCAAAAGUACAUUUGAAUUGGGGUGUUGGGGAGGGCAUGGUAGAGGUGGGCCUGAUGCAGAAACUGCCAGCGGAUGUCGUAUUGGGAAACAACCUGGGUCGAAUGACUUCCGCCUUUAUUCCUCAAGCUCCACUCCAAGAGGCUCACCCAGUAACCACCAGGCAACAGGCUCGCACCACGGCUCCAGCAAUGCACUCUGAGGCUCAGGUAAAGGACAGGGACCCUCCUACGACCCGUGUUACCUGGAUGUAACGGAUCACCUGGCACCCCGACUGGGUACCUCCGUUAAAGGAUGCUCCUAGCACUUCCUGAGGACUCCAAGCACUGCAGCAGACACCAAAACCACCGAACCAUAGGAGCAUAUGAAUACUCUCAAGCAUAUGAAUGCUGUAGACAGUUGAAUAGGAACCAUACGAAUAGGUUUACCCUCCUAGUAGUCAAACUGGAACAGCAUACAAUAAAUCCUUCCCCCAAUAAUGAGACGACACUUCACUUUGAGGGUUAAAACAGGAACUCCCUGUACUGUCACAUUCAGUCUCUUUUAUUCCCAAUCCACAAACAUAGUACAGCCCACAGGGCGUUACAAAACAACCAAUCAAUCCGUACAAUACACCCAGACACUCCCACACAAAAUCCUCCCCUCUGCAGGUGAUAUGAUUACUGAACACAAUGGGUAAUCUCAUUAUCACCGGCAGAGGAAUACAGUUUUUACACAAUAUUUAUAACUUCUAAAAUAUACAUGUCACAAACAUAAAACAUAUAUUUUCAUAAUCAAUCCAUUCAGGGGAACAACAUAUUAAAAAAUGGCACGAAUCAGACCAGGGGUUCAAAAGUUAAGGGAAAGUCCUUUGUGACUAAAUGAAGCAUGGCUUUCCGGCCCAAACCAGUUUCAGAGUCUUCUAUCCUGGAGAUAAUUGAGAGUAAUUCAAUUAUCUCCCAGGACAGACACAAGACUCCAUUAAGCACAUGGUUGCAAAAAGACAAAACACUUUAAAAUACAUAAAGUCACCCUUUACACAUAAGACACAGACAUUUCACAUAUCCCCAGAUAGCUGGGAUCUGAGCGCACAAAACUACCGAAUAGCGCUCAGAUCCUAUUCACACAGUUCAAUUGCCAUGGAGCCGAAGUCUUUAACUACACGAAUGGGCCCCAUGGCAUAGCUAUCUGGGUUAACACAUUCACAUAAAGUCUGGUCCAUAGUCCAAAGGCAAGAGGCGGGCAAGCAGCCCCCUCCAAGGACACGUGGCGAGGCCGGUUUCGCCACAGAUACCCUGACUGAAUUUCUUAAAGGUUGCCUGAAAUAGCUGUGUUAACCUGGUGUAAAAAAUGUAUUUGUGUAUUUUAGAAUAGAGAGCAUGCAUAGGCUAACAGCCAUGAAAAAAAAAUUGUCAGUUGACUCCUGGAGCCGUGAAUAAAAUUUGUCAGUUGACUCCUGGAGCCGUGAAUAAAAUUGUCAGUUGACUCCCUGAACUGUGUUUCGUCCAGUUACUGGGGGAUUUGGGAUAUUGCCUUCUUUUCCAGCGCUUUACUUUUGAUUACCUUCUAUACCAGCGGAGAUCUUGGGAUUUAAUAUUGCAGCUCCGCUACAGUUUGUAUUUAUCAGAUACAAAAUUAAAUGUUUUAUCUGUCCUUACUUUUUUUUUUAUAUCUUUCAGUGUUUUUAUAUACAUAGAAUACUGUAUUAGCAAAACCUAAAAAUGCUCUUUGAAGCAAGAGAUUGUGUUGGAUCGUUCCAUAUCUCACCCUUAGUGGUAGAUCUGUCUGUAUUCAUGUAAAGAGGUUCUAAAGAAAUAUAACUAGAGAAAUUUUACUUAAAAAGUGAGGUGUUUUUUGAAAGAAAAAAAAGAAACAAUUUUUAACAUGCAAGUUAACAAAGAAAACAGGUUCAUUUCAAAUUAAUUUACAUUUGGCUGUUGGUAGCAAAAAGAAAAAUAUUCCAUACUCAAAUUUAAGCUGCUUUAAUAAAUUAUUUAUACACAGCAUCAUUUACCACAAAGCAUGUAUUCAUCAUACUUUGCAUCCUUUGAUCCCAGUUUGAUAUUUUUCUGCAUUAAGGAACACUCUAAUUAAUAUAAAAAAACGAUUUAUUUAUUUAUAAAGAUAGAAUCUGGAUCUUCCUCUUUCUGUUGUUGUCCUCCACCACUGUUAAGGAUAAAAAAACACCUAUAAAGGUAUCUUUUGUCCAGCACAGUCCUGAUCUCAGUGCUGCCCUUAGUCUUCUGAGAUCAUCUUGAUGAAUGAUCUUGGGCCAAUCAAUGCGUCUCAUGUAGUACACGUGCAAGUGUGCUCAGCCAAUCAGAUGCUUCUCAUUCUUUGUAUAUAGUGCUUCUCUAUGAGAAGCAUUCACAGUAUUCGGCCAAACAUAAAGACUUUCUGUUACUGAAAGUUUUCACUAGUAAGUGUCUUUAGAGGCAUUCUGACUGACACAUGUAAAUAUUGCGGCUUCUCACAAUUUAGGCAUUUGUCAGACUGCAGGGAUAGGGUCUAUGGACCAAAAGCACUACAUUAAAUUGUGGUGUUUUUGGUACUUACAUUGUCCCUUGAAGCUGACUCUCAAAAGCACCAUAACUGCUAAAGCUCCCUGUAGUGGUUAAAGUGCAAAUAAUUCAUGGACAACAUCUUCCCAGAUGUCAUUGUUUCUGAGCAAAUUAAUAAAUAUGAGGGCUUUUUGUGCACUGAAUCAUUAUGUAGUUUUAUUUCUUUUUCAAGAUGUGCAGAAUUUAAAACAUAUUACUGUAUAUGUAGAAGGUUUGUUUUAUAAUUAUUAUUUUUUUAUGAGCUAAUUUACAUUUUGAGUGAUCUAUUCUGCUUCUUCAGAAAGGACAGUAAGAUAAAGGUUCUGAUUUACGUUUAAAACACGGCAUAUUUUGAACAACGUUUUGUUGAUAAAGAACAUUAAUAUGUUAAAAACACGCCAGAGCUUGUUUAAGGAUUAUGUAAUGAAGUCAUUUUAUUUUGCAUUUUGAAAUACCCAGCAGUCUCUUUGCCAACAUGUGUUAUAUGAUCUUUUUCCUUUCAUAAUGCACGCUUUUCUUCUAUGCUUCAAAUGAACUUGACAGCUCUUGAGCUGUGUCCAGUAUAUGUAACUCCACAUGGGCAUUUCAAGACUUUAAUGGCUUUACUGGAAUCACAAGUAAAGAAAUUGUGUACUAAAUGUUAAGUUCCAAUUCCAGGGUAUAUAAUGUACUCUCUUUUGAUAAUCCUAGUUUAUUUUGUUGUUUAAAAAAUAAAACCUUCCAUUUAGCUUCACAAACUAUUGGCAGGCUGAAAUCCCAAAAACCACUUGUUUCUUGUAUCGGUUAUGGUACAAGAAGUUUUCUUACUGUUACUUAGAAGUAACAUGUGCAAGCUCUCUCAUAGCUUUCUAGGGGUAACAUGAGUUACAGUUGCAGCCACAAAAUGUUUAGUUUGCCAAAACGCAAUUCCCUAAAAUUAAUUUUGUACUUGAAAAUUAUACUCCUUCCAGUUCCAAACCAUCUGCAAAAGCUUUUUCUCUAGACUUCUGUUGCUCUGAUUUGGAGUGUAAGAACUAAUGCCCUAUCAUUUUAUUAACCUCUUCAUUACCACGUAACUUGUUUAAAAAAAAAAAAAACACCACCAUAAUCUAAGUAUUUGGGUGUCUGGAAAGUAGUAUUUAAAUGUACUUAGAUAGCACAAUAUAGUAGUGAUGGAAACAAAAAUGAAACAUUUUGCUUGUCAGCCACAACAUUAAAACCACCAGCCUAAUAUGGUGGCUUCUGUGGUGGACAGUGCAGGGGCGUACCUAGUGCAUUUGAAACCCGGGGUGGAUCCUUAUUUUGGCACCCCCCUCACCCCCCCUGUAAUCCACCCUCCAAAAUGCAAAAAAUACCCACAAUUUUUUUUAAAUGUUUUCUUUCUAUUUUUAUUUAUGUAUUGCACAUAUUUGUAAAAUUUGUAAACCUGACUACAAAACCCCUGUCGUGCCCCCUUUUACAAAACCUCUGCACCCCCCUUCCCCAAAUACCCUGUUCAGCCCCCCUUAUAGCUACCCUUGGAGUCUAAGUUGGAGAAGCAGAAAUUCCUUCUUUCCCUUUCCCUAGAUGAGCAGCAGAGACAGCAGCGGGUGGGUGUCGUGUUAAGCCCCGCCCCCUGUCAAAGUACAAAACCCCUGCCCCGUCUACAAAAUCCCUGCACCCCCACACACAUAUAGUCAAAUGCAGACAGUCACAGGCAGUCACACACACAGUCACAUUUAAACAGUUAUAGACAGUCACACUCAGUUGCAGUCAGACAGUCACACACGCAGUUAGAGGCAGACGGUAACAUAUACACAGUUACAUGCAGGCAGUCACACACACCCAGUUACGGGCAGCAUUACACAGUCACAGGCAGACUGUCAUAGGCAUACAGUUACACACACACACAGUUACUGGCAGACCAUCACACACAGUCACAGGCAGACAGUCACACACACAGUCACAGGCAGACAGACACACACGGUCACACACAGUCACACACACACACAGUCAUAUGCAACCAGUCACAUGCAGUCAGUCACACACACACACGUAGUCACAUGCAGCCAGUGUCAAGGAUAAAUCAUCCUUUAAUUAUGUUUUGAAUCCAGAAGAAUUGCUUCUAGCUUUAAUUGGGGUAGAUCAGCUUUAUACAGUAGAGGAUACGUGCUUGCAUUCAAGGAAAGGAAUGUUAGAAGAGACAUAUUUCUAAAUGUCAAAAGAUAAGCAGUUUACAGAAGUACUCCGGUGGGGGCUAGUUGUUGUAAGAAAGAGAACUGAAUGUAGGACACAGUUAAUUUACACAUAAAGCAUAUCAUGAUCCAAGUUAGCCAAUUUUAAUACAGACUGGACCAAAUGGCAUCUGUAACUUGAGCCUUGGAAUCAAGGUGCAUUUCUACACACACACACACACACACACACUCACAUGCAGCCAGUCACACACACACUCACACACCCACACUCUUUCUCUCACUUACUGAAGUCCCUCCCUGGAGUCUAAGUUAGGAAGCAGGGAUUCUUGCUUCCCCUAGAUGAGCAGCAGUAACGGCAGCAGGUGGGGGCUGUGUUAGGCUCCGCCCAUGCUGUCACUUGGCUCCAACUCUAUAUUUUAGCCCCUACUCCAAUUUCCUACCAUGGGGCCAGUGUGGUUUUGAAGUAAUUCAGCUGCCUGUCCCUUCGUGUGUGAGCUGUGUCGGCUGCCAUGGCGACCUGUGCGGCUGUACAGUUAACACAUCCUGAAGCCGGCCCUGGUCAUCAUGGCACCACCCUAGUGAGUGGCAUCCAGGGUGGACCACCCCACCUGCCCCCCUUAGUAUGCCAUGGGGACACGGGUCAUCAUGUACAUGCUGAUCAAUCUGUGGCUAUGCAGUCCUAUAAGCAGCAAACUGCAAUGCAUUGUGGGUACUGACACGUUUCUAUCCUGUCCUAUUGGGUUUUAUACCCCACCUCUUAUAGACUGUAAGCUCGUUUGAGCACGGUCCUCUUCAACCUAUCAUUCCUAUCAUUAUCAUUCCACUUGUGGUAGGUACUAAUUGCUGCAUAGCACGAACACUCCACAAAACUUGCCAUUUUGGAGAUGCUCUAGCCAUCACAAUUUGGCCCUUGUCAAAGUCAUUUAGGCUUUUCACUUGCCCAUUUUUCCUGCUUCCGAAACAUGAAGGCACCCAUCUAUAAAUUACCUUGGUGGUGGCAGCGUUAUAAAACAGCAAUAUUUAUAUUGUUAUAGUUAAGUGUGGGUGGUGAUAAGGGGGGAUUUUUAAAGAUUAUUUCUGGUCUAGUGCAGACAAAUAGUUAAGUUUAACCCUUUUACCACCAGAACCAAGCUGCGUGCAUGCUUGGAGUAGGGUGCAUUUGUGACAAAUCCCACUACCCCCACCAAGCCGGUGGGUGGGGGCCCUACUUAAUUAUAAAUUGGGGGAUGGACAUGCAAUUGUCUACCCCCUAAAUAAUAAUAAGUCCACCCUGAGUGGUAAGAGGUCCCCAAUCCUCUCGCCAUCCCCUAAAAUAAAGUCCCUACAUACCCCAUGAUCCAUCACAUUAAUAAUUGUGAAGAGGGGGCUAAAAAAAAUCUAAAACCUGUAAAAAAAAAAAAAAAAAUCAUCUUUUCUCCAGUCCCCAAAAAAAAGACAAAUAAAAGAUCCAUAAUUCCCAAAUCCACUAAUAAAAAUAAUAAAAGGCCCAAAUGCCAAAAUAUCAAGAAAAUAAAUAAAUAAAUAAAAACCUACCAGAACAAAAAAUAAUCAAUCUUCACCCCUGGUAGGCUCCCAGCAGAAUGAGUGCUCCCAGCUGGGAAGACCUUUUAUAGGCUACCCAUCCCAUGCCCAGUAUAUAUGAACCAGAACUCUCUGGUUGGUUGGCUAGUUAAUCAGAGCACUCUGACAGCCAAGUCUCACUUCUCUUGAACAAAUGUGUCUAACACAUUCAUACAUGCAGUAAUUGACAUUGAUGCAUGUUUACAGUAUAUCUUUGCUUUGGCUUUGGCUACAGAAUAUGUUUAGAAUCUAUGUGUGGCUCAGAAUAUAGCAACACCGCUUCUUUUUUCUCAGGAGACAUUCUCCCUCCGUAGUUCAUCUUCUUUAUCUGUAUAUUUGUAUGCAAGGCUGGAUUUCCCAUUAGGCAGAGUAGGCACCUGAAUACAGGUGCCCUACCACUAGGGGUGCCUGUUUUAAGCAUGUAUAAUAUGCCCUUUGGAGCUGAAAUAACCUUGUAAGAUAGAUAAGUACCAGGAGCAUUGGUCAUACCUUCUGUAGUUCAGUCAGCCUUAUAGUGGACCUGGAGGAACAGUUUUAAAGGGUGUAAAACUUAGUGCUGACAUUUGCCUAUUCUUUUAGGAUUGUAUUUAGCACUGAGCAGUAUUUGUGCGUUUGAUACAAAAACUGAGACACAUGCAGAUAUACAGAUGCACACACUGACACAUGCAGCUACACAGACAAACAGAUGCGCAUAUUGAUACACAUACAGGUAAACAGACAGACAUGCACACACUGACACACAUCCAUAUACAAAGACACACAGAUACACACACUGACACACAUACACAAACACACACACACACUAACACACAUACAGAUAAAAAAUACACACAUUGGCACACAUACAGAUACAAAGACACACAGAUACAAAGACAUACAGAUGCACACACUGACACACAUACAGAUCAGAUCAAUGAUGUUUUACAAAUGAGUGAUAUUUAAAUGAAGGCAGGCUAUAAUGUGACAAAGGUAGCAGAUUCUAAAUUCAGGGUCUAUGUAAGAAUGACAAGUGACCUAGCACAGAAAAAUUUAAAAAAAUAAAUCCACCACUGAAACACAUCCAGGUGCAUUAAAACGUGUACCAAGAGUCUUUGGUAAUUCCUACAGGCAAAUAACAUUCUAAAAAAGUCUGUUCUUUUUAUAUUAUGCUAUAGUCAACGUUUGUUUGAAAAUUUGAUGCAUGCUAAGACUGAUGUAUUAUGAUUUAUAAAACAGAACUUAUAUUUUCAGACCCCGGUGGUAAAACAGCCUCCAACUGUUGUCUGCUACAUCUGCGGACGUGAAUUUGGCACUAAAUCUAUCAGUAUCCACGAGCCUCAGUGCUUAAAAAAAUGGCAUCUGGAGAAUGAAAAAUUACCCAAGAAUUUACAACGACCUGAACCUAAAAAGCCAGAGGUUAGACCAAUUGGAGGUAUGAAUAAUGGCAACAAUUUUCAUUUCUUUGUCUGUUUGUCUUUCUGCUCAUCGACUAUAGGUCAUAAGUUAAUUUAAGUGCACAUGCAUGUUGCUCUGACAAAGACUAUUAAGUUCUACAUGAGAGAAAAAAAAUGGAUUAAGUGGAAUAUUUUGUCAAUUAUAAAAGGAAUAGUAUAUAGUAUAUAAAGAAAGCUUUAAAAUUAAGUUGAAAUGAACACUCUCACCCCCACAGAAAUUUCAGCUCAAUGACAUAGUUAUGGGGCAGCAGUGCAUGGACACUGUUAUCUUCAGUAGUUAAACCAAUUUUAUACCGGUAAACUACAAACAAGCUGAUCCCCAGCACCCAACAUUGCUGCCACUUUACUUCAUUCCUCUAGGCAAGUGAAUGGGAACCUAUGGCACGCAGGGCCCUCUCUGUGGGCAUGCGGUCAUAGGUUCGCCAUCAAUGCAGAGUAGGCACCUGCCUGCCCAAAACGACAGGUGCCUACUCUGCUAUCGUGUCCGGAGGACCGGAAGCAGGGGGAGGGAUCUUGGAAGCAGCUCUCCUGUCCUCCCGCGAGCAAUCUGUGUGGAGCGUUACCAUUAAGACAAUCGGGUGAUUGGAUGAAUUUGCAAACUGAGCAAAAAAGUACCCGAAUCAAACCAGCUGAACUGCACAAUAGCUGUUUAAUAUGUUAAUUCUUUGUUGAGCUUCUGAAUUCCACCCAUGGCGUAAAAAAAAAGAUUAUUGAUGGGUAAAAAAGAUUAUUGAUGGUUAGGAGACUAUCACUAAAUGCUGAUUUUAUUCACAGAUCAAAUAAUAAGAAAUAAGAAUUGAUAUAUCUAAUAAAUAUUUAUUAUAUAUAAAAUUAUAUCAAUAUCGAUUUUUUUUUUUUUACAUCUCCUCCUGUUUUUCCCUCUAUUUGUUACUCUGUCUCACUUGAUCUGUAAACAAAAAGUUGUUAUUAGAUUACUCAUAUAUUUUGCAGUACACUGAUGUCUGAUUCGGUUCCUGAACGCUGUUUCCAGUGCUGAAAUUCUGCCAAGCUGAAUCGACAUUUGGCAAGAAUUCAGGUGUCCCGAAAAAUGUUCUGUUUUCAAAAUAAUCUCUCAAUGCGCACAUGAAGUCAGCUCUCAGCCUAUCACUAUCUGCCCAUUGAGAGAAAUAGUGCCCAUACUCUCAAUGGUUGGUCCACAUAGGUAAAAUGGAGCCUUGACAAUAAUGCCCGGUAACAAUUUCACCGAAAUGAUGCUGUUAUGGGGGUGGUCAUGUUCCUUUAAAUCUAUCUCUGUGCUAUAGUGUUAGCAUUAUUCUGGAAUAAUAAUAUAGAGUCAUAAUUAUAAUAAUAUAGAGUCAGAAACAAAAAUAAGACGCACACACAAUGGCACUGAUAUUUCAUUUGUGGUAUAUUUUGCAGGAGUCACUGUACAUAGAAUGGACAUAUGGCUCCAUGGGUAUGAACUGUAUCUGGUUCUGUAUCAUAUUGUGGUGUAGUAAGACAUAUGACUAAGUCCUUAUCAGCCUAUUCAGGAGAAGAGUUAAGGCAAAUCCUUUGAUACCAUGACUGUUCAGAUAUAUUAUCUGACAUGAAGUGAUUAAAAUAAGAUACAAUCAGUGGCGUACAUAAAAAAAAAACUAGUGUUAGUGUUUGUGUGUGUGUGAGUGUUAGAGUGAGUGUUAGUGUGUGUGUCUGCUAGUGAGUGUUAGUGUGAGUGUUAGUGUGUGUGAGUGUGUGUGUGUGAGUGUUAGUGUGUGUGAGUGUUAGAGUGAGUGUUAGUGUGUGUGUCUGCUAGUGAGUGUUAGUGUGAGUGUCAGUGUGUGUGAGUGUCAGUGUGUGUGAGUGUUAGUGUGUGUGAGUGUUAGAGUGAGUGUUGGUGUGUGUCUGCUAGUGAGUGUUAGUGUGAGUGUCAGUGUGUGUUAGUGUGUGAGUGUUAGAGUGAGUGUUAGUGUGUGUGUCUGCUAAUGAGUGUUAGUGUGAGUGUUAGAGUGAGUGUUAGUGUGAGUGUUACUGAGUGUGUUACUGUGUGUGUCUUACUGAAUGUGUGUGUUAGUGAGUCUGUUUGAUGUCUGUUAGUGAGUGUGUGUUUGUCAAUGAGAGUGUAUGUUUUGUAAGUGAGUGUGUAUGUAUGUCUGUCGCUGACUGUGUCUCUGUCAGUAAAUGUGUGUGUCUGUUAGCUAGUGUGUAUGCGUCUGUAAGUGUGUGUGUGUGUGUGUGUGUCUUCAGCACUUACCUUUCUCUAAAACUGCUAUGUUUUCAGCUGCAAGGUUAAAACUAGAGGGACCUGACACCCAGACAACUUCAUUGAGCUGAUGUGAUCUGGGUGUCUGUAGUGGACCUUUAAAGGACCACUAUAGUGCCAGGAAAACAUAUUCCCUCAGGGACCCCCUCCCGCCCAGCUCUGGAAAGGGGAAAAGGGGUAAAACUUACCUUUUUCCAGAGCUGGGCGGAGAGCUCUCCUCCUCCGAUCCUUCUCUUCUCCUCCCCGUCGGCUGUAUGCGCACGCGCGGCAAGAGCUGCGCGCGCAUUCAGCCGGUCACAUAGGAAAGCAUUCAUAAUGCUUUCCUAUGGACGCUGGCGUGCUCUCACUGUGAAAAUCACAGUGAGAAGCACGCAAGCGCCUCUAGCGACUGUCAAUGAGACAGCCACUAGAGGAAAUAGGGGAAGGCUUAACCCAUUCAUAAACAUAGCAGUUUCUCUGAAACUGCUAUGUUUAUGAAAAAAUAGGUUAACCCUAGAAGGACCUGGCACCCAGACCACUUCAUUAAGCUGAAGUGGUCUGGGUGCCUAGAGUGGUCCUUUAAGUGUGUGUGCAUCUGCAUGCACUGGCGUACAUACCGUGGUCGCAGGGGUCGCAGCCCUGUAACCCCUGCGACCAGGUGCCCACCGCCAUGUGUUGUGGCCCGGCCCAUGCGCGGGGGGAGAGUGGGGGGGUCCACGGAUCAAUUUUCGCACCGGGGCCCCAUGGGUCAUGUGUACGCCACUGGAUACAAUAGUUUUUGACCUAGGUUUGGGGACCCCUGUCACAUCACACCAUUACAAAUGACCCUAUUCCCCUUUUUAUUGUGUCAGGAAAGGAAAGUAGAUUGAGAUACUCCGCCUGCUUUAGUUCUGUACCGGGUGAGGAGUAUUCACUGGUUCUCUGUGGUUAUUAGGAUGCAUUUAGUUCAUAUUUAGACAUACAUGCCAAUUAACAAAUAACAAUUUAAAUGGGCAAUGCUGUAGAGGGCAAUAUGGUAGAAAGAGCAACAGUUCAACAUCAUGCUUUAUAAAAAAAUAUAUAUUUUUUAAAUGAAAAAUCAAGAAAACCAGCAAAAUAUUGAUAUAAAUGUUGAAAUACACAUCCAGGGAAAGGAUACACUGUAGAGGACAUGUAAAUAAAAAAGGUGAAAAAGAGAGAGAAAAUAAACUAAAUAUAAACAAUUAGAAACAGAUGCCAAGCUGCCUAUAGGGUUCUAUAAUGAACAAAGCAGGGUUAAGCACUUCCUGGGGGCAUCUAACUACAACUGCUGGAAAAUGAGACAUCCCAAUUAGAAAGAUACAUCAUUGGCUCUGUUAGUUCACAAUAGGCCAAGGCUGGAGGGCAGUCACGUUCAUAUAUAUAUUGCAAACACUACAAUUACACAUACAUGGCGCAUUAUUAAUACAGCUCUGUAAAAACACAUUAUUUUCAUUUUAUAGGCACUCUUUCAGUUAACAUUACUAUCUGUUAUGACCAGGAUUUUGAAUUAUACAAUCAGGAGGAAUAUUAAUACAUGUAUUUACAGCCAUGCUAUUGUAGCCAAGAAAUAAGUGUUUAUAUUAUAGCUAUCAUUAUUCAAUUUGUGAUGACACUAAACAUACGAAUUUACAGAAAGUGAUUAGUCUUCAUGAUGAAUAGAAGUUUAAAGGAUGGUAGAAUUAACUAUAUACAAAAUAAAUCUUGGAGAACAAAAAAAAAAAAACAGACAUUGGAUUCUAAUGGUUUUUAAAUGUGUUCGGUCUUCAAAGAAGAGAAAACUUAUUUUGUAAAAAAAAAUAUUACAUUAAGAAUAUGUAAAUCUGGCACAGAAGGAAUACUCCAAGCAGCUACUGUAAAAACUGCAACAGUUGUUUAGACAGCACUUUCUACAGUAGGGGUUGGCAACCUUUGGCACUCCAAAUAUUGUUUACUACAUUUCCCCUGAUGCUUUGCCAUGAUGCAUAAUGGGGUAUGCAACCUUCAACAUUCCACAACAGCUGAAAUGCCGAAGCUUGCCUACCCCUGCUCUAUAGAGUGAGAAGCAAUUAAAACAGGGCAUAUGGCACAUUUUUAUUUGACCAUACACAAAAAAAUAAAAUGAUCUCAUUGUCUGUAAGUAAAAUGCAAAUAUAUAUUCUGCCUUGUAAGCAGAGAAUAGUUGUAUCAGAUGCCUGAAUAUUCACUGGUUGUUAUUUACAUACAUGUCACGCAUGUCACAUAAUCGUGUUCAUUGUAUCUCUAAAUUUUUGUCUUAACUUACAACAUAAUCUUCACAAAGAUCUUAUUUAGUUGGAAAGUUGUUGGGUCUUCUUUGGAUUUUGGUGUACAUAUAUGGGACAGGUGUUGGGAUUUCAUACUGUUGUUGAUCUUAUGAGUCCAGCUUGGUUCCUAAUAGAGUAAUGUAACAAUCAUCUUGAUUCCAGCAAGUAUUUUAUGGGAAAUCUCAUUGAUCAACAUUCAACAUAGACUUUCUGGAAACACCUUUGUCAGCAUGCAAUUUAAAAAAAGGAGUAUUAAAAUAGUUAUCUUUAUUGAAGUUCUUUAUCAAUAUUACUACAUUUAGAAAAAAAUUAAAUGCACUAUACGAAAUAUAAAUUAGGAUUUUAUUAUUUAUUAAAUGCUGACUGAGCGGCUUCCAGAGAAUUGUGGAUAUACUAUAACAGCAUAGUUGAAUAGUUAAAGAAGUUUCACAGUGGGGCCAGCUAGUAUCAAUUCUGUUAUUAUAAUAGCAGAGACUUGAGUUCUGGUGGACAUACUGGUGGCUUGUACUGUAAGUACCACUUCUAAAUAAGAGUUAAUUCAUUUGGAUUCCAGUUAUUCUGUUCAUACUGGUUGAGGCCAGUGCACCUAUUCAUCAUGAAUUCACUCUGUUGGAAUAUUAUAAAACCAGAAAGGAACACAACUGAUUCUCUAGGUAAAUCUCCUGAAAAAAAAAAAAAACACACUUUCCAUAUUGUGACUGGUUACAUUAAGUUACUAUAUAAAAACAAAACAAAACAAAACAAUGAUUAAAAAGUCAGCAACCAAAAAUAUUUGAAAUGUUAAGACUUCCCUGUUGGUGAAUUCACAUUUUUGGAAUAUUAUAAAAUAAGAAACAGAUUCAAGUAAUUCCCCAAGUAUAAGGUUUUUGUAAAUCUCCUGCAAAUAUAGAUAAAAUAUACACUUUUACAUAGUGUGACUCGAUGCAUGAAGAUGAACUAUAAAGUCAAAAAGGUCAACCCUACCCCUAACCUUCUUCGAGACUUCGGCAAUUCGGUUCCGCACUUCGGAAAUUUGGCAAUUCGAACUUCGGACAUUCGUAAGCAUCUGAAUUGCAUGAAAUUUGUCCGAAUGUACAUUCGGAACGAAAUGAGUUGCACAUAUCUAUUCAUGAAUUCACUCUGUUGGAAUAUUAUAAAACCAGAAAGGAACACAACUGAUUCUCGAGGUAAAUCUCCUGAAAGUUGGAAAAAAAAGCACUUUCCAUAAUGUGACUGGUUACAUUAAGUUAAUAUAUAAAAACAAAAAAGAAAACAAAGAUUAAAAAGUCAGCAACCAAGAAUAUUUGAAAUGUUAAGACUUUCCUGUUGGUGAAUUCACAUUUUUGGAAUAUUAUAAAAUAAGAAACAGAGAAACAGAUUCAGUAUUUCCCCAGGUAUAAGUUUUUUUGUAAAUCUCCUGCAAAUAUAGAUAAAAUAUACACUUUUCCAUAGUGUGACUGGAUGCAUGAAGUUAAAAUAUAAAAGUAAAAAAGAUUAAGAUUAAAAAGACAGUAAUCAAGACUUUUUGGAAAGUUAAGACUUUCCAUUUGAAUUUAGUAAAGGUUGGAAUGGUUUCACAACACAAAUACGGAAUAUUAGUAAUACAAUAUAUACAGUAAUAAAUUAACCUAGUGCUAGUUUUUUUUAAUGUCCUAUAAUAGUACUAAUAAUAUAUAUAUAUUUAGAUGAAAUAGCUUUGCUUGUUUUUCUUGUGUAAAUAAUGUGAACAAGACAUAGCUGAUUCUAGAACAUUCCUCUCUGAACAAUGCAGAAUAAACUAAAUUCAUUUUUAUUUUCAAUUAAUUCUCAGGAGAAAAAAAAAACAGAACAUCUUGUUCAAGCACAGGGUCUUGUUAUGCUAGUGUUUGGUCAGCAGGUAUUUCCUGAAAAUAUUUUCCUACAUUAUUUUUCUAAAAUGAAAAACGACCACCUUUCUUUUUGUUCCCCUCAGCUAAAGGUUCGUAUGAUGUUGGUGCUUUAAAUGAGGCUGCUUGGCAGAGUGCCCAGAGCCAGUUGCUUCAAUGUGGAAUUUGUGGACGUACAUUCCUGCCAGACAGACUCCUCGUUCACCAGCGGUCCUGUAAACCGAAAAAGCCAAAGUAGCCAGAGUCACAGCCCUGCAUGAUAAUGUCAUAAAGUCACCAAGGGAACAAUAAAGUCUCUGCUUUGUAAGCAUGGCUUAAGGAUAACACGUUAUAUGUUGAGAUUACAUAUGCAGACAUUUGGUCACCAUUUAACUGGUGCAAAGAAUUUACAUUGUGUUGUGAUGUUUGCGUAAGUGUUAAAAUCACUAUUACUUUAAUAAAGAUGUUAAUUUUCAC